Molecule: messenger RNA, 2218 nt
Organism: Coffea eugenioides
Lineage: Eukaryota; Viridiplantae; Streptophyta; Magnoliopsida; Gentianales; Rubiaceae
Product: adenine/guanine permease AZG1
Exons: 1
Coding region: 270-2048 (592 amino acids)
Biological process (GO): transmembrane transport
Cellular component (GO): plasma membrane
Molecular function (GO): purine nucleobase transmembrane transporter activity
Source: RefSeq, a predicted model, not a curated record
AACUCCAAUCAACUCCCCGCACGAAAAAACAAAAACCCCAAUAAAAAUCCCCAUCCCCACCGCCCGCCCCGGGGGUAUCGCAUCAAGUUAUCAUUAACAAAUACUACUACUACUACCAGUUCUACUACUACUACUACUUCUACUGUUACUAGUAGUAGUAGUAGUAAAGAGUUUGAAGCAAGAAAGAUAACCCUUUAAUUCAUUUAACACGGAGAUCCCUAUUUAACUAGGCUACUGAUUGGCACUAGCCCAGACAAUCAAUCCCCCAGAUGGACGUGGAGUCUGGGAUACCCCCUCCCACAGCCCCCCAGCCCUCGGCGAUAACUCGGCUGAACGCAGCCGUCGCCAAGAGCCGACUCGGAAAACGCUUCAAACUCAACGAGCGCAACACCUCCUUUACCACCGAGCUCCGAGCAGGCACCGCCACUUUUCUCACCAUGGCCUACAUCUUGGCCGUAAACGCCUCCAUUCUCUCCGACUCCGGCGGCACCUGUUCCGUCUCUGACUGCGUUCCCCUUUGCUCCGACCCCACCGUUUCCCCCGCAGACUGCACCAACAACCCGAACCUCCGUCUCCUCACCCCUGACGACUCCUGCAAAUUCGACCCCGUCAACCCCGGCUACGCCGCUUGUCUCGAGAAAACUCGGAAGGACUUGAUCGUCGCCACAGUCGCUUCCUCCCUAAUCGGCUGUGUCAUCAUGGGCUUAUUCGCCAACUUGCCCUUAGCGUUAGCCCCAGGAAUGGGAACCAACGCAUACUUCGCCUACACAGUCGUCGGCUUCCACGGCUCCGGCAACGUAUCUUACCAAAGCGCGUUAGCCGCAGUUUUCAUCGAAGGCCUCAUAUUCUUAUUCAUCUCCGCUGUCGGUUUACGCGCCAGGCUCGCCAAACUUGUCCCCAAGCCCGUGAGGAUCUCAUCCUCCGCUGGGAUAGGCCUUUUUCUGGCUUUCAUCGGACUACAAAACAAUCAAGGGCUUGGACUCGUAGGAUACAGCUCGUCGACGCUGGUGACCCUAGCAGCAUGUCCGCGGUCGUCCCGCGCAUCGGUGGCGCCGGUGAUCACGUCAUCGAAUGGAACGGUGUCGCUUCUCCCAGGUGGGACAGUGUCCGGCGACAUUUUAUGCUUGCAUGGGCGCAUGGAGAGCCCUACAUUUUGGCUUGGAGUUGUGGGUUUCGUUAUCAUCGGUUACUGUUUGGUGAAGAACAUUAAAGGCGCCAUGAUAUACGGCAUCGUUUUCGUAACCGCCGUUUCUUGGUUUCGCAACACCAGAGUAACGGCAUUUCCCGACACGGCUACUGGGAAUUCCGCCUACAAAUACUUCAAGAAAGUCGUCGACGUUCAUAAGAUAGAGAGCACGGCUGGGGCGUUAAGUUUCAAAAGUAUUGGGAAAGGUCAUUUUUGGGAAUCCCUAGUUACUUUUCUGUACGUCGAUAUAUUGGACACGACCGGAACUUUAUAUUCAAUGGCGCGGUUUGCAGGUUUUACAGACAGUAACGGUGAUUUCGAGGGGCAAUAUUUCGCGUUCAUGUCGGACGCCUCGUCUAUAGUUGUGGGGUCCUUGUUAGGUACGUCCCCGGUGACGGCGUUCAUUGAGUCGUCUACCGGGAUAAGGGAGGGGGGACGGACGGGGCUGACGGCGCUAACAGUGGCUGGGUAUUUCCUGUUGUCGUUUUUCUUCACGCCGUUGUUGGCUUCGAUUCCGGCGUGGGCGGUGGGGCCGCCGCUAAUACUGGUGGGAGUGUUGAUGAUGAGGGCUGUAGUGGAGGUGGAGUGGGAUGACAUGCGGCAGGCAAUACCGGCGUUUAUGACGUUGCUACUGAUGCCGUUGACGUAUUCGAUUGCCUACGGUCUGAUUGGUGGGAUCGGUACUUACGUGGUAUUGCAUUUGUGGGACUGGGGUGAGAGUUGUUUGAGGAAAUUUGGGGUGAUUAAGGAGGGACGACGCAGCAGCAGUAAUGGUGGAGCUACGAAUAAUAAUGGAAUCACUCCUCCUCCUCCUGUUGCCGCCCCUGUGGAUGGAAGUAAUAAAAGUACGACUGAUGUUUAACGGGGUGAUUAUACACGUCGUAUGUAGUAGUAUUAGGGAUUUUUUUUUCCCAAAUUUCUUUUGGUUAACGUGAUCAAUUUUCUUUAAAUUUUGGAGGGGACAAAAAAGCAAAAAGGGAGAGAGGACAUUUUAGUUGAUAAGCUCUUAAUUCAUGGUGUACAGUAGUGUUA